Molecule: messenger RNA, 2256 nt
Organism: Plectropomus leopardus (leopard coralgrouper)
Lineage: Eukaryota; Metazoa; Chordata; Actinopteri; Perciformes; Serranidae
Gene: saraf
Product: store-operated calcium entry-associated regulatory factor
Biological process (GO): regulation of store-operated calcium entry
Cellular component (GO): endoplasmic reticulum membrane
Source: RefSeq, a predicted model, not a curated record
ACCCGGAAGUUAAAGACUCGUGUUGUGUUGACCGUCAGCUGUUGUAGAUAAAACGCAAAGAGACGUUUUCACUUUAUUAACUUCUCAAAUUAUCAGUUCAGAGAAACUCACACGGCACGGAGAUGAAACGCUUUAUCACUGUUUUGCUGCAGUUUUUGUUGGUGGCGCAAAUCAGGAGUUGGGAUGGCGGCAGCGUGCUGCUACGGGACGUCCAGGUGUUGACUCUUUACAAGGACCGUUACACCACAGCGAGGCGCUCCAGCCCUGUUCCUCAGCUCCAGUGUGUUGGAGGCUCCGCGGGAUGCCAUGCCUUUGUCCCACAUGUGGUCCAGUGUCAGAACAAAGGCUGGGACGGGGUGGAUGUCCAGUGGGAGUGUAAGACUGAUAUGGAUAACGCCUACCGAUUUGGUCGCAUCGAGGUGAGCUGUGAGGGCUACAGCCACCCUGCUGACGCCCACAUACUGAAGGGCUCCUGCGGGCUCGAGUACACGCUGGAGCUGACCGCAGAGGGCCGCAGGUCGACUCAAGGCAGCUGGGGCUCCCACGGUGGAUUCAAGGGGUUCGGAGGUCUCGGGGGUCUUGCCUCCAGUUUUUUUAGCAAUUUCUUCGGAAAUCAGCAUCAGCGCCACCAGCACAACCAGCAGAGUCAUCAGAACCAUCAGAGCCGUCAGAGCUCUUAUCCCACAGGCGGCGAGGACUCAGGAGGCCUGCUGGUGGUCGCUUUUCUGCUGCUUUUAGCUUUUGGCGUCUACAAGCUGUUUCUCAGUGGAAACACAGCUCAGUGGGGGCAGGACGGCAGACAAGCUGGUUACCCCGGAGAUAAUUACCAUGGCUCCGCCGCAGGACCACCACCCCCGGGAUUCAAACCUGACUUCACAGGUAAUCAUGGCGGCAACCCAGGCUACGGUUUCCAUAGUGACUACACUCACGGAUCACAGUACCCAGGAGGCCACGCUCGUCCGGGCACGGGCGGAGGCUUCUGGACGGGCAUGGGAACAGGAGGGGUGCUGGGAUACCUGUUUGGUCGUCAGAGAAACCAGCCGUACAACCAUAACUCCUACGGCUACGCUGACAGCAGACGUCCUGCUGCCGGAGGCUCAGACUCCUCUGGGACACGCACCGCCUCAGGAUUUGGAGGAACCAAGAGAAGAUAGAAGCUGUGGAAGUGAACACACGAUGGACGGCUGUGAGAAUAUUAAAAGACGAGGUUAGUGUCGGCUUUUUGAAGGUCCAACGUGACAAAAGCACAAUGAGACGACCGUCUCUCCUCGCAGGGAUGAACUUACCUGUCAGACAGUAACAUUUCUACUCAGAUCUGCGUUUUUCUGGAGAGUCGCUCUGAUGUCGGCUACUGACAGGAGGCCCUUUUUUUUCUGUGAAAGUGUGGUGUGAGUGUUAGCUUGAACGUUAACUUUUAUGAGUUUUAGUAUGAUGGUCUUGCAGAUGUUAAUUGACUUUGCAGGCAAGAUGACAUAUCUGAGUGUGAAUGAUAAAAAAAUUUAUAUAUUUUGUUCAUUGUUUUCUCUUGUUGAAGGAUAUAGCUGUCUUUGUUUUCUCUCUGCACUUUGUUUUCUAAUCAGCUGUUGUUUCUCUUUGCAUGAAUGUUCAGCCUCAGCAGCAGAGCGAAAUCUGUAAAAACUGUAGCUCCUUUUACAUUCACAUAAAAUAAAAAGCAGAUGUGCAGCUAAGAAUAUGCACACAACAGAGGCAGGAAUCAAGACAGACAUUAUUGAACUGGUUAAUCAGUGAAUGCUGAGUAAAGGACUGUCCGACUGUCCUGGGGCAAGUAAAAUGCCACACUGGGCAGGUUAACCUUGCAACUCAAUUUCCCGAUUCGGCAAGUGGCUAAAAAAGAAACAUCGUUGUUUCCCGAUGUGACGAUGAAUGUACAGGUAUUUGCUUCCUUCUCAUCUCUGUGGACAGUUGCACAUGUGCAAAAAACAAUGAGUCUUUAUUUGAUAACCGCUAAAUACAUAGAUAAAAUAAUUUGUAAAAGGGCAAUAAAAACUGAUUUUGGGAGAGUAGAUAUCUGACCCACUUGCUGAAGUACUUGCCUGACUGGGCAAGAGAAAAAACCCACUAAUUCACUCAUCAUUCUUUAUUAGCCCUCACGCUUUUGCCUUCCGGGUAAUUUAAUGAAUGAAUUUUAAAUGUGUAUAGCAUUUUGAACCUGAACCUAUUAAGUGUAAGAGGACAUGAUGUGUGAUAUUUUGGUAACUAGCUAAUAAAAAGAGAAAUUAAAAAAAUUAAAACUGC